This is a messenger RNA of Ilex paraguariensis (yerba mate), 522 nucleotides long. Lineage: Eukaryota; Viridiplantae; Streptophyta; Magnoliopsida; Aquifoliales; Aquifoliaceae. The record is from the annotation of a GenBank genome assembly.
AUGUACGCAUUCAGUGAGGUGGCAAAAGCAAUUGCAAGACACAUAGCCCUUGCACUUGACCUUGAGAGCAACUUUUUUUAUCAGCAAAAAAUGCUUGGCAAGCCUAUUGCCACGUUGCGCCUGCUACAUUAUGAAGGUCUAACAUCUGAUCCCACAAAGGGAUUAUAUGGAGCCAGUGCCUAUUCUGGUUUUGGUUUGAUUACCCUUUUGGCCACAGAUGAUGUUGCUGGUCUCCAAAUAUGCAAGCAUAAGGAUGCCAAACCUCAGAUCUGGGAACAUGUGGUACCAUUGAAAGGGUGGGACGACAUUGCAUCGACUUUUGGGGAAUGGUCAAAGAUAUUCUGCAACUUUUUUAGCUUUCAAGUGGGAGCACAUAAGCUCAACAUUUACGAAGGAUUGAAGAUUAUAAAUGUUCAUGUUAAGUUUACUACUUUCCCAAAGCAUAUCCAUCUUUUGGCUGCCAAAGUUCAGCUGGAAAUUCUUCAAGUUACUAUGCCAAUGAGGCAUGUGCUCACUGCUUAG